AUGGCGUUCAAAGCCCAUGCUAUGGCCAUUGGAUCUUACGACAGCGAUGCUGUCACCACGAGCUCGACGCCGUACGAAGAGACGCCCCUUAUCCGCUCUCGGCGGCGGCACUCGUUCCAGCAUGCCAGACGCUCGUCGUGUGACUAUGACGCCGAGGCAGUCUUCCUGAGAGUUGAGGUUUUCCUUGUUGAGUUAGAGAGACGCCUGCGAUGGAUCGAAGAAUACCGCAAAUCACACAUUCAACAAAUCGACACCAGUCUACGUAGAGGCUACGCGGCUCUGGAAGCCGUGCGAGAUUCGUGCUGUGAGGCAUCGGGCGAGCUGAUGGGCAGUGGGAGAAAGCGGGCAAAGAUUCUCGUCGAAACAUUGGAAGAGCGGUAUAUCGAAGCCUUGGCGACAAAGGAGACACUGGGAGAAAAGGCCUUUGCCGGUAUGAGGCUGAUGGAGUCGUUUUUAAACGAUAUCGAAUCUAGGUCGCAGUCGGUUCGUGAAGGCGGCAUAUAUGGCGCGCUGGACGAGGGCUGGAAGGCCGUCGACUCUGGUUUGAACCAUGCCCGCGAGGCUGUUGAUGAAGGCAUGGAGCGUGCCAGGCGAGCAAAGGAAGCUCUGCGUGAAAGCAUCGAUAAUGCAAUCAUACUUGCCCAAGAGAAGCGAUUGAUUCACUACCAAGACCUGCCGCAUCCAUGGCGAGUCAACCCGCAUAUUCUCCAGGGAUACCGAUUCAUAGCCUCGCCUAUGGACUGUGUGACGUCCAUGUUUUCCUUUUCGAACGAGCUCGUCAAUAUCUGGUCGCAUCUGAUCGGCCUGUUCAUUGUUCUUUCCAUCGCAUUUUACUUUUACCCUCUGAACCCAAACUUUCACCUCAGCACCAACGCCGACAUUAUGAUCGCCGCCGUCUUCUUUUUCGCGGCAUGCAAAUGCCUCGUCUGCAGCACGAUAUGGCACACAAUGAACGGAAUCGCAAACCUGAAAGUAAUGGAGCGAUUUGCCUGCGUGGACUACACGGGAAUCUCGUUCCUGAUCGCAGCCUCCAUCAUGACGACCGAGUACACGGCCUUUUACUGCGAACCCGUUUCCCGUUGGACAUAUAUUCUCCUCACCUUUUCCCUCGGAGUCGGCGGCGUCAUUCUCCCCUGGCACCCAACUUUUAACCGCCCGGAUAUGUCGUGGGCCAGAGUCGCGUUUUACUCCACCAUGGCGCUCACGGGAUUCGCCCCCAUUUGCCAACUGAGCUUUUCGCGCGGUCUUACCUGGUGCCUCUACUUUUAUGCGCCUGUCGUGAAGAGCGUCCUGGUAUAUGGUCUCGGCGCCUGCGUCUAUGCCUCGCAGGUUCCCGAGCGUUGGUGCCCGGGCCUGUUUGACUACUGUGGCGCAAGUCAUAAUAUCUGGCACAUGGCUGUCCUUGGGGGCAUCCUGUUCCAUUACCUUGCCAUGCAGGAACUCUUUGCAGACGCUUUCCUGCGUGCGCAGGGAGAAUGCCCGAAUCUGGUUGCAUAG
Molecule: messenger RNA, 1497 nt
Organism: Talaromyces rugulosus
Lineage: Eukaryota; Fungi; Ascomycota; Eurotiomycetes; Eurotiales; Trichocomaceae
Exons: 2
Coding region: 1-1497 (498 amino acids)
Cellular component (GO): membrane
Molecular function (GO): signaling receptor activity
Source: RefSeq, a predicted model, not a curated record